UAAAAUAUUUUGAUUAUUAUUUUAAAAUAUAUUGAUUAUUAUUUUUUAAAAUUUCUAUAUUUUUUUUAAAAAUAAACAUUUUUACAAAAAAAUUAUUUUUAAAAAAAAAUGUAAAAAAAAAAAUUGCGGGUUGGCGGGUACCCGCGUUUAAAAAUCCACCAACCCGCACCCGCCCCACAUAAAAUGCUCAUAACCCGCACCCGCACCGGCGAAUCAUUUUUUCUAAAUUGUUCGACCCGAACCCGCCCCGCGACGGGUCAAACGGGCCGGGCCCCGCGGGUAAAAACUCAUAUUCCCAGGCCUAGAUAGCCCCAAACCAAUUUUUUGUUCCCAAACUAGCAUUCAAGGCCCAAAGUCACAAAAUAGGUUUCAUUAAAGAGGAUCAUUUACUCUUAUGCCCCUCUCUUUCUCUAAUUAUAUUUUUUUCUUCUGAAAAUUGAAAUCACGAAAGCACUACGACAGCUCAUCUCUUCUCCGGCGUCAAUCAUCUCCAGCAUGAAUCAUCUCAGUCAUCAUCAUCUCCGGCAUCGAUCAUCUCGUCCAUCAUCGUCUCAGGCGUCGAUCGUCUCCGGCGUCGUUCAUCUCCGCUGUACUGCAUCCGAGGCACUCUAUAAUCCAGAUGUGUCUAAUGUGGAUCUGGAACCAUACAGUCAUUGGAGUCUGAACUUUCGAAGAAACUCGAGAUUACAGAGAAUGCAAAAGAGGAGAACGACGAAGAAGAAGAAGGAAGCAAAGCUGAGACUUCAACUACGAAUAAGAAGAAAAACAAGAAUAAAAGCAAGAAGAAGCCCCAGCAGACUGAUCCGCCUACAAUCCCUAUCGUGAAGUUUUUCCCAUCUGGAGACUUUCCUGAAGGUGAAAUCCAACAGUAUAAGGAUGAGUAAGUUCCAUACCAACAACUCUAUUCGGAACAGCUUUAUAGUAUGCAAUAAGCUUGUGGAUUUAGUUCAUAUAGCUUCUGUCUUUGCAUCUGUUAAACUCCAUCGUAUUUUUAGUCUUUUUCUUUUUAAUACUUUUUUUCUUCUCUUGUUACCUUUAUGACACUUUAAGAUCGUGAUCUCUGUAAUGUAGCAAUUUGUUUGUGUUUUAUAAUGAUACCACAUUUAACACUUUCUUGAUAUAAUUACUGAAAAUGCUUCAAGCUA
This is a messenger RNA of Brassica napus (rape), 1145 nucleotides long. RefSeq lists its product as uncharacterized. NCBI's taxonomy places the organism in Eukaryota, Viridiplantae, Streptophyta, Magnoliopsida, Brassicales, Brassicaceae. The transcript has 4 exons. Bases 496 to 825 code for a protein of 109 amino acids. The record is from RefSeq and is a predicted model, not a curated record.